AUGGGCCCAACAAAACUGGCAUCAUUUCUUGCAAAAACAUUUCAUGAUAAUCGAGCAGAAUAUCUCAAAUCCAUUCCAAGUGAUGUAAGUUUAGUGGCUCGACAAUUGGCUGAAAAAAUGGCAGAAGAAUAUCGAUCUGAAAUUGAUGAAUCUGCAGUAUUAUCUGUGGAGGAAAUCAACAAAUCUCUCGAUUUUUUAGCAACCGGCAAUUCUAUGGAUGAUCAAAAAAGUUAGUUUUUGAUGGUUUUUUUUGAGUAACUUAUGUAAAAAGAGUAUUUUGUUCAGAACGUGAUAUGAUGGAAGAAUUGAUUAAGAAAUGUUCGGAAGACGAACUCGAAUGGAUAUUCAACAUAAUUCUCAAAAAUGUUGAAACAUCCUUGGGAACAUUUUCGAAUAAACUAUUGGAUUGGAUUUCAUCAAAUGCUCAUACAAUUUGGCAACAAUCACAUGAUUUUAAUGAUGUUUUGGCUGGAAAAAUAAGUGGAAAAAAUGAGAAAGAAAGUAUGAAACAAUUCGAAAAUGAAGAUCAAGAUGAAGAUGAAAUUGAGGAUGAACAUUUAUUUAAAAUCUGGACUCCGAUGUUGUUAUCGAAACAGAAAAGAGGAGAUUGGUAUUCAAAUGUAAGAAAUAAAGAAAGCUAUGGAUCCAAUUAACCAUAGUUGUCUUCUUUUCAGAUCAAAAAAUAUGGUGGUUCAAAAUUCUUCCUCCAAAUCAAAUUCGACGGCGAAAAUGUGCUUCUUCACAAAAAAGGCAACAAAUAUCGUUGGUUUUCUCGAAACAACAAUGAUUUUUCGAAAGAAUAUGGAGAUUGUUCGACUGAAAUUGGAAAAUUAUCAAGUAGAAUUCAUUCGUAUUUUAAAAAAGAUUGUGAAUCGGCGAUUUUCAAUUGUGAAUUGAUGUUGUGGGAUAAGAAAACUAAAAAAUUAUGUAAGUUUGGAGGAAGGGGGGUUUGAAAAUUAAUACAAAAUUUAGCUUUUGUAACUCAAUUUUUGAACCAACUCUGAUAUAUGCUCCAAAGUUUCCAACCAACUCCUAAAAAUGUUUUUUUAGGUCGGCAUAAUGACGCAAGUUCAACAAGUGAUUCGAAUGUUCUAUCAUUUCGACAUAUAAAACCAGAUGAUAAUCAACAACUUAGUUAGUUCCAAUUUAAUUUUUUUCAAAAAACUUAAAAAAUCUAAUAUUUUCAGCUGUGGUUCUUUUCGAUAUUCUUUAUUUGAAUGGAAACCCAUUAUUCGGAGCACCUUUGCAUCAAAGAUUGGAGUUAUUGAAACUCGCGACCCUCCGAAAAUCGACUGAAGAGAAUAUUUUUGUUGCUGAACAUCAAUUAGCAUCAACAAAGUGAGUCUUGUUUACAAAAAAUAAUAUCAAAAUUAAUUUCAGACCAGAAAUCAUGGAAUAUUUUGAGAAUGCGAUGAAAAAUAAUGAGGAAGGAAUUGUUGUUAAACGAUUUGAUAGUCAAUAUUUCAAAGGGCAAAGAAAUAUAUCGAAUGGAUGGUUUAAAUUGAAACCAUCGGCAUCGAAAGAUUGUGAUUUGGAUUUGGCAUUGGUGGCAAUUUAUCCGAGAGGUGGAAGAUAUGAGAAAACGCUUUAUCGAUUUGCGGCGAAAGAAAAUGGUAGGUGAAAAAGAACUUGCCUAGCAACCUGUGACAUAUUUGGAGAUUUUUACUGCCGAAGUUCAAAACCCAUAAACCUUUUCAGGUUCUGACAAAUAUCGAAUGUGUAUUGGAAUAUCUUAUGGAUUAUCAGAUGCGAUUCGAGAAGAAAUUCGAUUAUCAUGUGGACAAUUAUUGAGAGAAGCACCGGCUGAAUUAUUAGAUCGAUUUGGAAGAACUCCGUAUAAAAUUGCACCAGAAAAUGGGGGAUAUGUUGAUUUUGAAAGAUGGCAGGUAAAUGUAUUGGGGUUUUCAGAAUUAAAAGAGGAAUUGGAGAAAAAAUCUAGAGCAAAUCGGAAAUCCGAUACACAAAUUUCGGAAAUCUUCUAGGCUUGGUUUUCAGGCCCGAUAACAGGUCUAGCCCACUCCCAACAUAUUCAGAAUUCUGAGCAAACCAUGUUCAUUUGAAAGAGCAUUUUCUAAAUAGUCCUUGAAGGAUUUUUCUGGAAGCUUCUCAAACAUUAGUUCAAAUUGUCACCGUGUAAAAUGGCUUGAAAGUCGAGAUGUACAGUAGUUUGGAGCUAUGUUUCUUUGUCAAUUCCGGAAAUUUCUUAAGGGAUUUUUCAAACCAGGAGACGAACUUUUGAAUUGAAACUAAUUCAAAUAUAUCGAUUUUUAUGUCAGACUCCACUUUUAAUUAUGUUAUUUUCCUUCAGGUUGUGAAAAUCAAUUCAAACGGAGUUCGAAAUGGAAAAUUGGUGGAUCCCGUCAUGAGAGAAUUAAGAAUGGAUAAAUCGAUUGAAGAAUGUGACACUUUUGAAGAUUUUGUUGAUUAUUCCAGUGUUCGUUUUUCCUCUUCUGCGCUCAUUUUUUUUAUUUUUCCAUGAUUUUUUUUUCCAGAAAGUAUUGGAUUGUAAAUUAUCUGACGAGCAAUUCGAAGAUUUGGAAGAAAUUGACGAGAAACCGAUAAUUGAUAAAAGAUUGACUCGAAAAACGAUGCAACAAUCAGCUUGUUUGCCUGUGAAAUCGAAAAGAAUGAAAAAGGAAUCGAAAUUGUCGGGAAUUGAAGUUGCUGUUUUACAAGGAACUUCGGAAAAAUUGAGGAAAAAGUGUGAAGAGAUUUUGUUGCAUUUUGAUGCGAAAGUUGUCAAAAAUAUUAGUGAGUUUUUUUGGGGAAUAUCUCUGAGGGAUUUUUUAUUGAUUGAUAAACAUCAAGAGAUAAAAAAUAAUUUUUCUGGUUAAUGACGUGGCAAAAGUUCUGGGCUGAGAUUUCUGUGAUUAAAAAAUUCCUAGUUCACCUAAUUGUUUCGAUUAAGUGUGGGCUGAAAAAGUUUUUUUGAAAUAGGACAUUUCACAAUAUUUGAAAACUUUGAGAAUUUUCAUACGAAAUUUUAAAUUGAACACAAAAACCACGUGGUUUUUUUAAAAUGUAUUCCACGUCAUAGCGUUUUUUCUCAAAGUCCUGAUCCUAUUCCUUUUUCCAGCUCCGAAUACCAAAUUAAUAAUUGCAACUGCUCCAAAACCAACAUAUCCAAAAACAGCUCAAGCAAUCAAACAAGAUCAAUGUUCAAUUAUAAGCUCAAAAUGGAUUGAAAGAUGCGAUUCAGAAGAUGAAUUAUUCCCCUGGAAUUCUGAUGAAAUUCUUCACAAUUCUGUAAAUAAUAUAAUCGAAAUGUGA
Caenorhabditis angaria is the source of this 3270-nucleotide messenger RNA. Lineage: Eukaryota; Metazoa; Nematoda; Chromadorea; Rhabditida; Rhabditidae. The record is from the annotation of a GenBank genome assembly.